AUGACAAUGGACGUUCAAAAUAGCUAUCAAAAUUAUAAAGAGACGUCUCCUGAUUCUAAGGAAACUAAUUUGAACAUUGAAAGUGCCAGAACUUCACAAAUAAAACCGGAGAUGCAGUCAACUGUUAUUAACCCUGGAAAAGCUUCGAAGAGAUCAUUUGAUGUCGCAUUCUUGAUGAUGCCCGAUGAGAAAGUUCGCCCAAAACCACCAGAGAGGCAGCUGAGAGUCUCCAAACAACUUUUUCACCAUGAAGAGUGGGAACAGGUGCCUAAGAGGAUGCCAGAAAUGUACAAGCACAGUGAUUACUCUAGUGAUAAUACGAUGGAUUUAAAAGACCAAGAUGAUGAUCGGAUCUGCGCGAACAACAAUAUAUCACCGAGCUUCGGAUCUGACAUUAACAUUGACGUCGGAACCGACGAGUACCCAAGCAAGUCUAUGUAUUGUAGUGAUUCUGAUAAUUCUGAGAGGUCACGGAGCCGCCCAAACUCAAAUGAAAGUGCAGCACGUCAGCCAAAGUUUCUCCCAGAAUAUAAGAACAAGAUUUUUGAUGACCCAACUUUAAUCAGCAUGCAGUCACGUGCGAGGUACGAGAGAUAUUCGGAGAAAACAGAUAUGUCACCGAAGAGCGCGUUUACUAAAGUUUCCAACUUUUCAAUGAGAUCACCCAAUCCUUCGGUUAGCCCUGACAACUUGCUUUACCAGAACUCUGUUAGUCCACCGCUGUCCGCUGCCAGUCCACCUGCAAGUUCUUUCAACAAAUCGCCGGGUUUCAACAAUCUUCUGACGCCAGCACAUCUGAUAAAUGGCAGCCACUUCUUUAAAGGCCAGAACGUGCCGCCGUCGUCAUCGCCAAACUAUCCAGAUAACCCAGCGACGAACCACCGAUCUUCAGGGUUCAAUAAAAAUUUGGAGUUUCAAGAUAAACACGACGCAAAAACACCGCAGAUGUCACCUAAUAAAAUUAACUUUUUGCCAUUUAGACCAGAGAUACCGUACCUUCAAGCUGGGUCAUCUUAUCCGUUCGGUGUUCAGAAUUUCCAGUCACCUAAUCCAGAUUUUAUGAAAUUUCCUGUACCGCCGAGGGAAAAUCCUUUGAUAGCUAAUCCUGCUGCGGCGAUUCUCAGUACGCUAUUGCCUCCAACUUUGGCCGCAUUUUCUCUGCCGUCGCAAAAUGUGUGUGCAAAAUGCAGUAUCAGCUUCCGAAUGACUUCAGACCUGGUGUACCACAUGCGUACUCAUCACAAAAGCGAGUCAGCAAUCGACCCUCACAGAAGAAAACGGGAAGAGAAAUUAAAAUGCCCCGUUUGCAAUGAAAGUUUUCGUGAAAGACAUCACCUGACUAGACACAUGACAGCUCAUCAGGAUAAAGAAGGUGAUUUAGAUGAGGUCCCAGCUGGACAUAAGAAAAGCAAACAAUUUUAUUCACACAACGGUAGUUCUCUCAUUCAUAAAUAA
Molecule: messenger RNA, 1455 nt
Organism: Helicoverpa zea (corn earworm)
Lineage: Eukaryota; Metazoa; Arthropoda; Insecta; Lepidoptera; Noctuidae
Exons: 1
Coding region: 1-1455 (484 amino acids)
Biological process (GO): regulation of DNA-templated transcription
Cellular component (GO): nucleus
Source: RefSeq, a predicted model, not a curated record